This is a messenger RNA of Bemisia tabaci, 3815 nucleotides long. RefSeq lists its product as uncharacterized. NCBI's taxonomy places the organism in Eukaryota, Metazoa, Arthropoda, Insecta, Hemiptera, Aleyrodidae. Gene Ontology annotation, cellular component: cytoplasm. Gene Ontology annotation, molecular function: glycosyltransferase activity. The record is from RefSeq and is a predicted model, not a curated record.
GGAUCGCGCCGCCACGGGCCAGACAAGGACAGACAGCUCGCCACCGAGCCACACAGCUAGGCCUCGGCUUCCAGCUCGCUAGUCGCUAGUCUGUCCGCCUGGCUCUGCCGAGAAACUUGUGACGCUGCGCGAGUGAAGUGUUAAUGGUGUGUGUGCCCCGAUUGGAUAUCGCCUCGCAGCUUUCAUGGAAAGGCACGGGACGUCCCUGCACUCGUCCCGCAUGAAAAAGGAGACCCGCACUUUUGUCAGCCGGAGAAUGUAGCCCUUCCACUCCGCUGAAAUGAUCGGCAAACGAAUAAUGAAAGCAAUCCAGAAAGGCCUUUGUUUUGUACUCCUGUGGGGAAUUUUCGUACUGGCUUUCCUUCACUUUCGGGACCACAAGUUUCGCGGGCUAAUGCGAUCACCCAACGAUGCGGUGAAUUCAAGGCUUCUCUUAGAACAGGAUGUGAGAAGCGAUGCGUCGGCCGGAUCAAGCUCCACUCAGCAUCUCAACAUACUGCUCAACCUGGAGCCAACCGUGGAUAAAACCCCCAAACAAUCGGAGGCAUCCCUAAUAGCACAGAUAGAGGAGCGCUUCCCGAGUCUCCCCAUCGUUUACUGGAACAAACACAAGAACAAGCCCAUGUUUUACAAGAAUGACAACUGCGCGAAAUUUCCCAGCAUCUACGAGCUCGAGUUUAACAAUAUCUACUGGCAGACUCUCCACUCCUCCAACGGGACUUUCUAUCUGUACGGGGCUUACUACGACGUCCGGAAGCUGAGCCGCAUCGGCCCCGCCGUAAGGAUCCUGGGCAUGCUUAACCGAAUCGAACCCAAGAUGGUGACGCACUGCCAGUUCUGGUUCGAGAACGAGAAGGAGCCAGUCGUCAACAAAGUGAUGGAGUACAAGUAUGUUUGGUACAAGAAGUGGGGCAACUACAAACAGGGGAUCCUUCAGCCUUAUCUUAUCACCUGUCAGAUCCCGGCCAGCCACCACAAGAAGGUCCCCGCGUCCGUCUCCAUCGUCGAGAAGAUUUGCGACGUGGCCACCAACAACCUCCGGGUCAUCUACAAUCGGCCGCCUAAGAAGAAAGGUUUCGGCGUUUGCGUUAAAGGGCUCGACUUCAUCCACGAGGAUCUAUCCGUUCGACUCGUCGAGUGGAUCGAGCUCCUGGGCAUCCUCGGGGCCGACAAGAUAUUCUUCUACGAGCUCCAAGUCCACCCCAACGUCUCGAGGGUUCUCAACUACUACAAGAGCAAAGGGCGAGUCCACGUCACUCCUCUCACCCUACCCGGCGGCCAGCCCAACCUCCCAGUCUUCCAACACCUCUACCUUACCAAGAAAGUCAACUACAAGCGGCAGAACGAGCUGAUCCCAUACAACGACUGCCUGUACAAGAAUCUCUACACCUACGAAUACAUCGCCCUGCUGGAUAUUGACGAAGUCAUCAUGCCGGUGAAGCGACGCACCUGGCGGGAGCUCAUGGAUGACGUCAUGGUGAAAGCGCUCAAGAUAAAGAACGAGACGCGGGCCUCGUACAACGUUCGCAACGUCUACUUCCUUGACGAUCUGAUCCACUCGCACGGGUGGUUCAAAGACAUCCCGCGCUACAUGCACAUGUCGCAGCACGUUUACCGGAGCAAGAACUUCACCAAACCGAACCAAUACGUCAAGUGCUUCCACAACCCUGAGCGGGCGCUCACCCUCCACAACCACUUCCCGCUGGCUUGCCUGAGUCAGGGCUGCACCUCCUACGCCGUCGAGACGAGCGACGCCCAGCUCCAGCACUAUCGGGCCGACUGCGUCAACUCGCUGAAAAAGACCUGCACCGAGUACAGGUCGAACAGUGUGGCCGACACAACCAUCUGGAAGUACAAAGAUGAGCUUAUCGCAAAGACCUUCGAGACGCUCAAAGUUCUCGGGUUCUUCGGCGAGAUCACGUGAUGCGGAAGCCGUGGAUGGCUCCUGCUUUGUCUCAGCGACGGGCUCCACUUUGGAUCCGCUCUCUGCCCGAGUGGACGGAGAUCGCCGACGCCACGCCAUGCCGCAAGGCGCUACCCUUCUCCUGGGGUAUGUCUGCGUCUGCAAUCACGUCACCGAUGAUGACGCUACUAGGUGCAGGUCUGUGUCACCGACGGACGUUACCUCCGAACAUACCUGUCACAACUGAGAUGUGUGUGCGCGUUUUUCAAGUUUCACCAUCAGUAAUAUAGGUAGAAUGGAUUUUGAUAGAGAGAAAAGAGAGAUUUGAAAUGUUUUAAUUGGUAUGUAGAGCAGUUGUCAUGCGCUACCUGCACACUUAUGAUAGGAGGGAAUUCUGUUAUGAUACAAUUUUACGAAAGACAAUUGCCAUAACAAGACCAGAGAUGUUAUCUACUAACAACGCAGCCAUAUUGGAGCAACUUUGCCCAAAACGUUAACGUAGGUUUGGAGUUAAGCGACCUGGGCUACUGGUGUCAGUUAAACGAUUUAGAUUCAGUUUAGCUGUCUUAUAAGCUUUGAUGAUAUGCAGAGCUGUGAAAAAUUCUAGUGCCUAAGAUUUUCCUAUCAAUUCUUUUAUAAAAUCUGAAUAUUAGACAUUCCGCCUGUAGAUUUAUAACUAUACAUCUCUAGUCAUUUUGAAAAAUUCUCUUUCCUCUGUUCUUUUUAAUUCGUAUGAGUGCAUAAGCAUCUGAAUUGAAUCCAUCUGAGUUUAGUAUGAGGUUCUAUAAAUGUUUAAUGAAAUAAACAGGAGUGACCUAAAACCAAUACUACCUUUAUACUGCAGUUACAGAUUUACUUUGAAAAAACAUUGCAAUGGUGAAAAGCAUACUACGUAGUGGUUACUACCUGAACUUCUUUUGCAAGUUAUAUGUAGAUUUAAUGAAGCUGCUCCUGUUGACACUUUCAGUUGCUCUUCAUAAAUCAGCAACUACUUUUAACAGAUUGAAACAUUUUGAGCUAUCUCAAUAUCAUUGGCUACCUCUUUGAAGUACACAUAGAAAAGAUAUUUUGUACUUUUGUGGUGUGAGGUAACAACUGAUCUAAAUUUUAUGCCAGCUAGACCUUACCUAUUCGUAACAUGUUGAAAAGAAGAGAUAAGAUACACAAACCCACCUUUAAAGGUUGGGAAACGGCUCCAAAAUGGAGUGAUUCUUUAAUCCUGCAUAUUACUUUAUAAACGCAUCCGACCUUGUUUGUAAAAACUAGAAUGAUUCUAAACUGUGAGCGUUUUGAAACCACUAAAAAGGAUUGCUCAAAUUCAUCGAGGAAAUUUUUCCGCUUAAGUACUCAAAGAAAAGCUGAGAAUGGCAUAAUAUUUCAGUUAAAAAACUAUUCUCACCUUUAUUGAGAAACACCGAUGCAAUUAGAUUAUGGAAAUAGAAUGUAGGACUUGUACAGAUAUUAUUAAAAGAGAAAAAAAAAGAUCUAGUCGUUUACUUAGUAACAGGGUUUUAUCAAUUUAUUAUUUAUAUUUUCAAUAAUUUAUUUACGAAAUAAUGUGAGAUAGUGUAAAAUGCAUUCAAGUAUACAUCCUUGGUAUUUAGAUUGCCACGAAGGAGAUCUGCAGGGUUUAAAUAAAUCGUUUUACUAUAUGCCCUACUUCAUCUAUGAAAUUGAAUACUGGAAAGACUUUGACUUGAGAGUUGGUACUUACUAGCAAACCUUCGAUAAGCCCACAUCAAGUAGAAGCCUGCGAUUAACUGCUGACUGUCCAUGUAAAGAGAUUGAGCAAACACUUAACAAUUGUCAUAAGGAAAAGUGAAAGUUGUUCUAAUCACAUUUUGAGAGUCUCAACAUUCUCAAUUAACAGAGAAAUGACUUAAAACGGGACUAAGGCCGCAAAUAAUAAAAA